Ceratitis capitata (Mediterranean fruit fly) is the source of this 1607-nucleotide messenger RNA. Its product is annotated as DDB1- and CUL4-associated factor 13. Gene Ontology annotation, molecular function: protein binding. The coding region runs from base 163 to 1500 and encodes 445 amino acids. Gene Ontology annotation, cellular component: small-subunit processome; nucleolus. The transcript is spliced from 3 exons. Gene Ontology annotation, biological process: maturation of SSU-rRNA from tricistronic rRNA transcript (SSU-rRNA, 5.8S rRNA, LSU-rRNA). NCBI's taxonomy places the organism in Eukaryota, Metazoa, Arthropoda, Insecta, Diptera, Tephritidae. The record is from RefSeq and is a predicted model, not a curated record.
AUUUUAAAAUAAAUGUCAUGUUUAAAUACAACACUGUUUGAACAGCUGUUGUCAAUGUGUAUGGGGUUUAACGCAUCGUGUGCAUCGUGUUUUUGUUUUGGAUUUGGUUUACAAUACGCAGUUUUAUAAAAGCAAAAUAUUAAUAUUUAAUAGAAGAUCACUAUGAAAGUUAAAAUGAUAAGUAGAAAUCCGGACCAUUACGUUCGCGAAACAAAAUUACAGAAUCAUAGAAUGCCGCGCAAUUUCGAUCCUGAAUUACAUCCAAUGGAAACGGCCCGGGAAUAUGUGCGAGCGUUGAAUGCCACUAAAUUAGAGCGAGUAUUCGCUAAACCAUUUGUGGGUAAUUUAAGUGGCCAUCGAGAUGGCGUAGCAUGCUUCGGAAAACAUCCAAAAUAUCUAUCCACUCUUGCUACUGGUGCCUACGAUGGAGAGAUUCGAAUAUGGGAUUUGGCGAAUCGUAUCAGUGUGCGCAAUUUCGUUGCUCAUGAUGGUUUUGUUCGUGGUAUUGUUUACUCAUCAAACGGUGAUCGUUUCUUCACUGUAGGAGAUGAUAAAACUAUUAAAGUAUGGAAAAAUGCCGUGCCAGACCUAGGUGAGGAAGAGGAACCAGUUAAUACAAUUUUAUCGCGCACAAUUCUGACCGACAUUUCACAUCAUCGAAAUGAACAAAUUUAUGCUACCUGUGGUGAGGUUUGUGCAAUUUGGGAUGAAAAUCGGAAUGAUCCCUUAAAAACACUUAAAUGGGGCGUAGACACAUUGCAUUCUGUUGCUUUUAACCAAGUUGAAACUUCAUUACUCUCGUGUUGUGCCAGCGAUAGAAGUAUUAUAUUAUACGAUCAGAGAGAAGCACAACCUCUGCGAAAAAUCGUUUUAACUAUGAAAAGUAAUAAGCUUGCUUGGAAUCCUAUGGAAGCCUUUAAUUUCACUGUAGCAAAUGAGGAUUGCAACCUUUAUACGUUCGAUACGCGUCAACUCCGAAAUCCUCUAAAGAUACACUUUGAUCACGUAUCUGCAGUAACAGAUGUGGACUACUCCCCAACCGGCAAAGAAUUCGUUACCGGCAGUUAUGAUAAAACAAUACGCAUAUACAAUGUUCAUCAAAGUCAUUCGAGGGAAAUUUACCACACUAAACGUAUGCAACAUGUUGUUUGCAUCGCUUGGUCAUUAGACAAUCGUUACAUAUUCUCCGGUUCGGAUGAAAUGAAUAUACGCAUGUGGAAGGCCAAUGCCUCAGAAAAAUUAGGUGUUAUAAAACCUCGCGAACGUGUCGCUUUCAACUAUCAAGAAAAAUUAAAGGAAAAGUUUGCCGCUCACCCUCAAAUAAAACGUAUUGCUCGCCAUCGUCAAGUGCCGAAGCAUGUGUUGAAUGCGCAACGCAAAAUGCGCGCCAUCAAGAACAAGGAGAAGGUGAAAGAGGCAAAUGUAAGAAAACACUCUAAGCCCGGGAAAGUACCAUUUGUAUCAGAAAAGAAAAAGCCGGUACUACGAGAGGAUGUUUAGAAGAAUUUCUUUUUAUUUCUUACUAUUAGCUCUAUUUUUAUGAUCAUAAUGUAAACUUUUAUUUGGAUAAAUACACGCUGGUUUCUUCAACUUUUUCUAUUUUCAAA